CUGGUGUCCCGGAACCUGCUGCGCGCGGCCCUGCACUGGGCGCUGCUGGGAGUGGCGCUGCUGAAUGGGCUGCUGUCAGCAGCCUGCAGCGUGGGUCUGGCCCUGGCCAUCUCCCUCACUGCGGCCAGCCGUGGCACCCACCUGGUUGCCGGCUGCAACAGCUCAGCCCUCCCAGCCGAUGCCCGCAUCGCCUUUGCCACCAAUGACUGCCCCUUCGACACCACCCGCAUCUAUGACACAGCCCUGGCACUCUGGCUGCCUGCCAUGGCGGUGGCAGCGGCAGAGGCUGUGCUCUCCAGCAGGUGCUGCGUCGUGGCCCUGAUCCUCCGCGGCAUUGGGCCCUGCGCCCCCACCGAUGUCCAGGAGCAGCUGGAAGAUGACGCUGUGGAGAAGACCUCCGUGCCUGAGGACCUGCCCCGGCGUGAGACGCACCGGCUGCUGCCCACCCAGGCCGAGGCUGAGGCCCGUGUGUAGAUGGAAUGGCCGUGGCACAGCUCCGAGUCCCC
This is a messenger RNA of Gavialis gangeticus (Gharial), 506 nucleotides long. It is a transcript of the gene KRTCAP3, whose product is annotated as keratinocyte associated protein 3. The transcript has 4 exons. Lineage: Eukaryota; Metazoa; Chordata; Crocodylia; Gavialidae. The record is from RefSeq and is a predicted model, not a curated record. The annotation marks the transcript as partial.